AAGGCCCUGCGGCAUCUGGACCGAGAGAUAAGAGACCGGGAGCAGGGCGGGGGCGGGUCGGAAGACGCAGGCUUUAAAGGGUACGGUCGAUGCGCAAGUUUCCGCCCCAAUCGCCCAGGCACGGAUUUGAAGUUCUCUAGUCGGUGGGUGAAUAAAGACGGGGAACGGGCUGUGGCAUAGGAAACAGCACGUGCAAAGACUUGGCUUGUUUGAAGAGUUGCCAAGAAUUAAUUCGUCGCCAUGGAGGGCUCUGAGCCCAGGAGGGUCCCGAGCUGUCAGGUCUGAACAGGCUCCCUCUGGCUGUCGCGUGGGGAAUAGAUCGGGGGGCGGGGAUCACAAGGAGAUGGCUCCAUCAGCCUCGGCCGGAGGUACCGGGGCAGUGGCGGAGUGCGAAGUGAUCUCAGGGUGAGAUGUGGAGCAUGCAAGAAACGGAGGGGCUGGCCCCAAAAGAGGAAAGGUGAUUUGGGCAUGAGGAACCGGAGGGGGGUGAGUCUGAGACCCCCAUUAGACCCGAAAGGUUAAGAGAGGCUGCACUCCGGGGCUGUGUGAUCCAGCCUGAGCCAGGCUGGUGGAGAGUGGGUGAGUGUCAGGGUGCGUCCUGUGACCGACUGUUCUCCCCUAGACUGGAGGUGCGUGUGGGCUGGGUGCAGGAUGAGCCAGGUAUCCCAUCUUUGUUUGAAAGACGGAAGACUGAGUCCUAGUGAGCAUGGUGCCUGCUUGGCGGGUGAAGUAGCAGAGCUUCUCAGAUUCCCGGAGUCCCCUGGGGGAUGGUAUCCCCUCCCCCUUCCAGUGUCUGAGGGUGGGCAAAUUAAGUGGAAUUAGGAGGUCAGAAUUUUGACAAGAAUCAUGCUGAUACGGAGGCAGCUGCUGCACCACCUUUGCCCUCCGAAUCACACACGCUGCACGAUCCACGCAAGCCCCCUCUCUAUGCCACACCCACACCGCGUGCCCUACAAGCCAUAUCGAGAUUCCAAGAACACCAGGCUGCAAGAGAUGGCGGCGGCAGAGGCGGUGCACCACAUACACCUGCAGAACUUCUCCCGCUCGCUGCUCGAGACCCUCAACGGGCAGCGGCUGGGCGGUCACUUCUGCGACGUGACGGUGAGGAUCCGCGAGGCUUCGCUGCGUGCACACCGCUGUGUGUUGGCUGCCGGCUCGCCCUUCUUCCAGGACAAGCUGCUGCUCGGCCACUCGGAGAUCCGCGUGCCGCCGGUGGUGCCCGCGCAGACGGUGCGCCAGCUCGUCGAGUUCCUCUACAGCGGCUCGCUUGUCGUGGCACAGGGCGAAGCCCUGCAGGUGCUCACGGCCGCGUCCGUGCUGCGCAUCCAGACGGUCAUAGACGAAUGCACGCAGAUCAUUGCCCGCGCCCGCGCGCCGGUCCCGGGCGCGCCCGCACCCCUACCCACGCCCGUGCCCCCUCCUCUUGCACCCGCGCAGCUACGCCACCGCCUGCGCCACCUGCUUGCCGCGCGCCCUCCGGGCCACCCCGGUGCAGCGCAUAGCCGCAAGCAGCGCCAGCCAGCGCGCCUGCAGCUGCCUGCGCCCACUGCGCCCACCAAGGCCGAGGGGUCGGACGUCGACCCCGCCCUACCGGCGCCCCCGGACGACGGCGGCGAUGGCGACGAGGAGACCGAUGAUGAAACCGAUGGCGAGGACGGCGAAGGCGGCGGCCCGGGAGAGGGCCAGGCGCCCCCUCCCUUCCCCGACUGCGCCGCCGGCUUCCUCACCGCCGCCCCUGACAGCGCGUGCGAGGAGCCGCCUGCACCCGCUGGCCUCGCUGACUACGGCGGCGCGGGGAGGGACUUCCUUAGGGGGGCGUCGGCUGCCGAGGACGUGUUCCCGGAGAGCUACGUGUCCGCUUGGCAAGAUGAGGAUGGCACCGCCGCGGAAGCCUGUCCCACCGAGACCCCGGCUCCGCCUGACUGCGUCCUGUCCGGAUCCCGCGUCCCCGGCGUGAAGACCCCGGGGCCUCCAGUCUCGCUUUUCCCGUUUCAUCUGGGCGCUCCUGGGCCACCUGCGCAACCUUCUCCCGCGCCCUCCGGCCCUGCUCCUGCACUCUCCUCCGCCUUCUACCCCGCGCUCCAGCCAGAUGCGGCCCCCAGCGCGCCUCCAGGGGAGGCGCCGGCCCCGCCCGCCGCUCCCGCCGUGGCCCCCUCGGCCACCCCUGCCCGAGCCCCGGGUGCCACCGAGCCACCUGCCUAUGAGUGCAGUCACUGCCGCAAGACGUUCAGCUCGCGGAAAAACUACACCAAGCACAUGUUCAUCCACUCGGGUGAGCCGGGAUGGGUCUCUGAGCCAGCCCCUUGGUCAUUGGAGAUUCAAGCCUGAGGGGGGACUGGGCACUGGGCAAGUUGGGUGGAGGCACUCAUGCGGUUCUGAUGCUGUUUCAUGACCCCAGGGGAGCCUGGAAAUUGAGCCCCCAGUGCGACGUAUAGGGGGGAGGGGAAGCCCCUCCACAUGGAGAAGCAGGCACUCCUGCAUCCCCUACCUCGAUUUAGUGGUGCAGGGGGAAUCCUACUGCUGCAUUAGGGAGCAGGAACUUGCCCAGAGCUUUUGGGAAGCUGCCAGUGAAGCCUUUACUCACCGCGAUGGAGCUUGGGAUGAUCAGGAGGAAAAGAGCCUUGGCAGGGAUAUAUAGCCAGGUUGGGGAGCAGUGCUGCAGGGAGCCUCCUGGGUCUUCUGGCUGUCUGUGGGUCCGGUGGCUGGGUCUGGAUGUGAGGGAGGGUGAGUUCGCUGGCCUAGGGAAAGCGUGCAGAGUAGGCAGAGAGGUGCCCUGAUCAGCGCUGGAGGACGGAGGUGGGGCUGCAUAGUGGGGACCCCGCAGCUGCAGAGGGAGGGAAGGGGAGCUCCUUGAAGACCAUGGAGAGGUCCCCUAAGACCUCAGCUGGUCUGGGAGGUGCUCUGCAGUGGCUGAGGGAGAGACAGAGUGCUAGGCUGGACCAGUGGAGAUUGUGGAGCUAGGGCCUGAGGUGGUGGCUGGCAGGUCCUGGGUGUGUUGCGGAGUGUGUGGGGUUCUCCCUAGGGGCUCAGGUGGAGGACAGGGGUAUGGAAUGUCAAAGACUGCUAGCAGGGCUGAACUGGAUGUUGUUAGGAAAAGCACAGAUUUGGCUGGAAAUCCUGUGGGAGUGGAAUGGGGAGUUCUGCAGGGCCAGGAAUUUGGGAUUUCACUGUGAAUGGUGGGGAGGGCAUCAGUGUUCUGAGGUGAGGAGUGACUGAGAUGGGAUUUACAGUGUAAAAUCCCCACCUGGCUGUCUUGGAGAUGAAAGGGAGAGGAUACAGGCAUAGGUAGAGAGCCUGUGGAGAGCUGCCAGGGGCCCAAGGUGGUACGAACCAAGAUUUGCCAGCUUUGUGCCUCUGUAGCCAGGUGCCAGGCCUGGUUGGUCUGCGGGAACCCCUGCCCAGGCACUGCCCUGCUGUCCUCUGCCACUGAGAUAGGUUUUUUAUUAGUACCUGAUGACUUUAAGGGCCACACAGCCUGCACUGUCACCCCCAGGUACAUUAUAAGUGCCAGCAGACGAAGGUUCUGGGCAACAGGGGCUUCUAGUAGGAAGGGGCACGUGUGCCUGUGUCUCUCCCAGUGUAAGCCUAGCGGGCCUUGCCAGACUGUCCCCAGAAUGGUGGCCAGCGAUCAGAGAGUGCUCCAGGGGCAUAGCAGGAGUGGAGGGAGGGCAAGUCCCUGGAGGUGGGGGGAGACCCCAGUGGUCAGUCCCGAUGGGCAACGAUGUCCCAGACCAGCAGGAUUCCCUGUUGGGAGGGUACCUGUUAGAAUUGGGGGCGCCUGACAGUGGUAUCCCGGUAGGACGGUAAGGGUCUGGGAAAGGGGCGUCCCCGCUGAG
Molecule: messenger RNA, 3836 nt
Organism: Leptonychotes weddellii (Weddell seal)
Lineage: Eukaryota; Metazoa; Chordata; Mammalia; Carnivora; Phocidae
Source: RefSeq, a predicted model, not a curated record